Molecule: messenger RNA, 2736 nt
Organism: Maudiozyma barnettii
Lineage: Eukaryota; Fungi; Ascomycota; Saccharomycetes; Saccharomycetales; Saccharomycetaceae
Product: non-specific serine/threonine protein kinase
Exons: 1
Coding region: 1-2736 (911 amino acids)
Biological process (GO): protein phosphorylation; intracellular signal transduction
Cellular component (GO): cytoplasm
Molecular function (GO): ATP binding; protein serine/threonine kinase activity
Source: RefSeq, a predicted model, not a curated record
AUGAAUAAUGCUGCAGCCAUAACUAUCACGAAGGCUGAACAAAAUAAUAUUAAAGCAAUUAUAGGGACCUCAUACAAUAAACUUUACAGUCAGUUUCAAUCCGAUGAACUAUGUGAUGUAGGUAAUUAUAAAAUUCUUAACCAAAUUGGUGAAGGUAGUUUUGGGAAAGUUUAUCUAGCUUGUCACAAACUUACACAUCAUAAGGUGGUCUUGAAGACAAGUGAUAAGAAAGAUCCUAACAUAGUAAGAGAGGUAUUCUACCAUAGACAAUUCAAUUAUCCACAUAUUACCAAGUUAUAUGAAGUAAUAGUAACAGAGACAAAAGUUUGGAUGGUAUUGGAAUAUUGUUCUGGGAAAGAACUUUACGAUCAUUUAUUGAAAAUGAAAAGAAUACCUAUAAACCAAUGUAUUGAAUUAUUCUCACAGAUAUGUGGAGCUGUCUAUUAUGCACACUCCCUAAAUUGUGUUCACAGAGAUUUAAAACUAGAAAAUAUAUUACUUGAUAAAGAAGGGAAAGCUAAAUUAACAGAUUUUGGUUUUACUAGGGAAUGUAUGACGAAAUCCUUACUAGAAACUGUAUGCGGGACAACAGUAUAUAUGGCACCCGAAUUAACAGAACGGAAGAUGUAUGAUGGUUUUAAGAUUGAUAUAUGGGCCUUAGGAGUUAUAUUAUACACAAUGAUGACUGGUUCUAUGCCAUUCGAUGAGGAAGAUCAAGUUAAAAUAAAAUGGAAAAUAGUUAAUGCUACACCAGAUUACAAUAGUUCUGUUAUUACAGAGGAUGCAAAAGACUUAUUAACAAAGCUAUUGUCUAAGGAUCCUAUCAAUAGACCCACCAUGAAAGAAAUUUUAGAACAUCCAUUCUUACGUCCGUAUGGUUCUACUAUCUUAAAAGAGACAGAUGCAAUUAUAUUAAAACAAAGAGACGGUACAUCAAGAUUUCAUAGUAAAAAAGAGAGGAGAUUAUUGAAGAUGCUACGGCGAAGUGGAUUUGAUGUCCAUGCGAUUAAGAAUUCUGUGAUAAAAAGAAAAUGUGACAAUUUAUCUGGGUUAUGGUUCCUUCUAUUAGACCAGCAAAAUAAGAAUGAGCAUUCACUUAGACCAAGAAGAAAUAAAUCUGUUUUGUCUGUUAGAAAUGUAUUUGAUGGCCCAAAGACGUCCCAUGAGACUGAAAACAGUGAAGGAAUCAUCAGAACCUCUUUGGAAUUAACAAAGGUUGCAUCUAUAGGUAAGAUGAUAAAUAAAACCGCGGAUACUAUAUCUUUAUCACCUAUCAUACAACAUGUAAGUCACAACAAAAAUGAUCCGACUGAUAAUGGAGCUUCGAAGACACUGAUGGAUGGCCCUGUAAAUAAAACAAACAACAUACGUAUUUCUUCUAUGCCGGUGAUGAGAGAAAACUCUAUGAGGAAGAAUAAUAAUAUAUUUAAGAAAUUUUCGGAUUUCUUUAAACAGAAAAAGUACUUAAAUAGUCAGAAUGGAUUGACUGAUGAGUUUGUAGGUACAGAUAAUCAUUCAACUGAUGGGGGCUCCGUCACACAACACUCUCAGUCAACUAGUAUUUUUAAGAAAACAAAUGGUGAUAAGGGGGAUUUGGAAAAUAAAAGGAAAUCACAAUCUAUGAGGCCUAAAAGUAAAACAGCAGCAGAACUCAAGGCUACAAAGAAGGUUGAAACCCCUAGAGGCAAGGGUACCACAAGAGCCUCAUUCCCAAGUGAACUAAAUUCCACCAGCUACGAACAAUCAGUAGUGAAACGUUUUAAAUCAACCACGUCUAGUGACACAUCCAGACAAGCCUCUUUACUUAAUUAUGAUGGAGAUUCUUUGCGAGUUAUACGUUCAUCAUAUUCAGAUCUUAAAGUUUCACCUAAACUAUCCGAAGUAAGACCAUUGUCUAAUGUUUCCCAGUUUUCUAAUGAUACAAAUACAUCAGAUUAUUCUACAGAUGGAAACACAACUUUCCAGAACAGUUUUGACAGUUCUGCUAAACCAACACUAAAACAUGGGAAUUCACAAUAUUCUCUGAAUUCAAACCCCGAUCUUAUGGUAAAACCACCUUCAUCAAGAAAAUAUUUGAGGCGAAACUUAAGCGUCCGGUCCGAAGCAUCUAGUGCCUCUGAAAGAAGUUCAAGGACGGACUCAUUUUACGAUAUAACAACAACUACAACUCAGAUAAAACCGUUCUCGCGGAAUAAAGAUGGAGGGAAUCCAAAGGAUUCUGUUCUACCACAUUUUUCUGUUCAAAAGAGUAAUGGAACAUGGCCUUCACCAAAUAGCAAUAAGUAUAUGUUACCCAGAAGAAGCUCACUUGGUAGAAGAAGACGGAGCAAAAAACCAAGUUUCCUAAAUAAUUCACAACCGGGAACUGAUGAUAUUAUUAGAGAGGAAUCUUCUUCUGUGGAUGAUGACUCCGAUAUCCAGCAAGGAAAUUUCACCUCAAACAUUCAAAGUAAUAUAUUAGAAAAGCCAGAUGACAUUAUUGUUGAAGCUAGUGAUAAUGACGGUAUUUCUCUUCCAAAUACGCAAAUGGUAGGACAAAGUCACAGCUUCACAAAAACUUCUAAUCCUGAACUAUCUCGACGAGACGUUAGUGGAGGAAGUCAGUGGUCCGCAUUCAAUAAUGACUCAAAAUCAUUCAUUACAGGUACGGAAGAUGAAGGUUCCAUUGAAAAUGCUGAUAAUGAAGAAAGCGAAUAUCAUGAGGACCCGGAAGAUCAUGAGGACCCUGAAGAUUAG